This is a messenger RNA of Fomitopsis serialis, 2978 nucleotides long. Its product is annotated as CNH domain-containing protein. Gene Ontology annotation, molecular function: guanyl-nucleotide exchange factor activity. The record is from RefSeq and is a predicted model, not a curated record. The coding region runs from base 165 to 2747 and encodes 860 amino acids. NCBI's taxonomy places the organism in Eukaryota, Fungi, Basidiomycota, Agaricomycetes, Polyporales, Fomitopsidaceae. The transcript has 21 exons.
UAUGCACCGAGGAGCUUGAGGGAGUCCUGGUCCCUGGAGCUGGAGCCCAUUUUCCAGCACGCGUAUACGAGCCAGCAAUCGCACCGCCCAUCGCAGUUGAUGCUGUGUACCAGUAUAACUGCUACGACCUCGAACUCUACACCCAGACGUGCCGGCGAUGAUCCAUGGCACGCAGACCACACCCCCACGUUGCUAUCCCCUCAGGAGCUGCCCCUCCAACCAACCCAUCUCCCUCCUCUGCCUGGUCAGCAUAUCUUCUGCCAUCAUCGUCUCAUGACCCCUCCACUUCUAGUUAUUACACCGAUUCCGGCUAUGGCGGCUACUCCUCCUCUCAACUCUCCCCGCUCGCCCCUAGGAUCAGCCUGGAUGCCCCGUCUCGUCCCACCAGUCGCCCUUCGAGUUACGUCGAACAGGAUGCGAACCGUAUCAGGUUUCCCGAGCCCCAACUCUACCGGUCUUCAUCCCAGCGCGCCUCGCUUCGCCCUGGCCCGCCGUCUCUUGCGCACCGAGCGACGCGGAGUGAGCUGACGGUGAGCCCCAUUCAUCGUUCGUCAAGACCGCCGUCGUUCGUGUCGACGUCUUCGACGAGCAGCCCGGAGUUUACGCCGACGGAACUUUCUGAGGAGCUCUCCGGUCUGACUCUCGCAUCAGAGGAAGGCCUCCGGCGCUUUCAGGCGGGAGAGCUGCCCGAGAACGACCAGGAAUGGUACAAGCUCGUUCCGCCUGAAGCGCGCGAGUCGAUUAUGUUCGAGAUCAUCAAGUCCGAGAGAGAUUAUGUCAACGAUCUCUUGUUAGUCAAGGAGGUCUUCGUGGAACCGCUGGUGAAUACGUCGCCGGUACCGCAACACCGCUUGCAGGGCUUCGUGAAAGAAGUCUUCUACAACCUCGACGAGAUCCACGACCAGCACCAGCGGAUGCUCGGGAGUCUCUUCCAGAAGCAGCGCGAGUUUCAUCCGUUGAUUGAUAGCGUGGCGGAGAUUGUCAUGAAUCUACUUCAUCAGCAGUGCAUGCAGGACCCACGUGUUCGAAAACGCGACCUCAUCACUUUCCUCUCGCGGCCGGUGACGCGCCUCCCGCGAGACGCUCCGAUCAUUCUGGAGAUCCUAAAGACGUUCGUGAAGAGCACCCAGCCCGGCAUCGCCGCGGCAGAGGACAAGGUCAAGUUCUGGGAGCUUGCGAGAGCCUGUCCUACCAGAAGGGCGAGAUCUUGGUGCGUGCUGAUUGGGGUGGCAGGACUCGACCUGUAUGACGAGAAGCGGACGCUGGUGUAUUCCGGUCCGCUCGGGAGAAGAUGGAUCGAUCUGCACGUUGCCCUCCUCGACAACUACCUGCUGCUUCUGAAGCCGGAGAGCCGUCCCGGCGGAGUUACCAAGCGAUCUGUAGUCUCCCGCGUAAGUACUCCGACGUUAGUCCCAAGAACGAAAGGAGCAGCGGAGGACGGCAGUCUGUUCCACUUCCGGAGCAACUACCGCGACGUAUGGCCGUUCACGAUCUAUCAUGCGUAUGAGAAGUCUCGCCGGCGGUAUACCCUGUUCGCGAAUAGCGAGACGGUCCGGGAGAGGUGGCGCCAGCAGGAGUCGAACAUGUGGUUUGCCCCACAUACUGUCCACGAAAGGUUCUUCAGGUAUUCGGAGUCGUUGGUCCCGCAGAUCACUGCUGUGGCUCCAAUGAUUAGCGGAGGGAAGAGCUUACUCGUGGUCGGCUGUGCCUCUGGCGUAUAUGCCGCGCUACGCAAUGAAUUCGGUAUUUCUCAAUUGUCGAAUGCGACAAGCAUGGUUGCCCUGCCCGAGUUCAACAAGCUGCUGAUCCUCUCAGACCACUACCUGUACGCCUACUCGCUCGACCUCAUCUCACGUGCAGCUGCAGGCCAGUCGACGACGGAGCACCUGGAAUCGACCCGGCAGGUCAUUGCAGGCCAUGACGGUGGCGUACUGUUUUUCGAAGUAUUGUCACUGAUCCGCUGGAUAGUCCUGUAUGCAUCAAAGCGGAUUCUGCAGGUCUUCUUCAAUGCUAUAGAGGUUGUGCGUUCAGAUGAAGCACCAUUCCCGCCGAGACGAAAUACACAGUCAGGCGCACCAUCAAAUUAUCGACCGUUUGGCGAGGUAUUUGAUCCUCUGGAGAUGAUGUCGUCCUGUCCGAUCCCGAAAGACUCGCAUGACUUCACGGCGCUACACACUCGCAUCGGGGUAUGUCAUGAACGGGGCAUCACGAUUGUCGACCCCACCAAUCCGGGUGCAUCCAGUGUGAAUCCGGCUGUCAUUCCGAAGUUCGGAGGGGCGGACAGCAGUGCACCGUUAUACGCGCUGAAGAGUCGCUGUCAAGAUGCAAAGCCAUUGGGACUCGUGCGCUGUCUAAAUGAGGAAAUAUUGGUCGUUUAUGAUGAUGUCGGAUGCUACAUCGACAAGCAUGGGGUGCCGUGCCGCUCAGCGGGGUAUCUCCGCUGGGAGGCGAAAGCGACCGCGUUCGCACACAGAGGCGACCAUAUCUUGCUCUUCUCGCCAGAGUUCGUCGAAGUGCGCACAGUGCAGACGGGCAAGCUCGUACAGGUCAUUGAGACCCCGGACGUCCGCCUGGCAUAUCAAGGAAUGCUGCCAACAGACCCGACGGUGCUUGUUGCAUGCCGAGGACGGUCGGAGCGCGGCGUUGUCACGGAUAAGAUCGUCGAGCUGGUGGAGACGUCGGAGAUCACAACGCCUCGCGCGACGUCGGCUGUCACACCUGGAGUUUGGGAUGAGUGGGACAUGUAGAUCGGUUGACUGGGGAAUUUAGGAGGCACUUGGUUUCGAUGACGGAUGUCUAUUGCUACUGAUUGUAUACCGCAGAAAGGUCGUAUUGUAUCUGCAGCUUUCAUUAUACCUAUGUAAUGUACAAUCUCAAAGUAGUGACUUAUGUAACGCUGUAGAAGUCGAGAUAGUAUACGUACUGUAUUUUCGUGCUCAACCUCUGGUGAAUCAGCAUUUGUGGCAGUUUGAGACUGA